Messenger RNA from Rhododendron vialii, 619 nucleotides. RefSeq names its product putative RING-H2 finger protein ATL21A. Bases 101 to 619 code for a protein of 172 amino acids. The transcript has 2 exons. Lineage: Eukaryota; Viridiplantae; Streptophyta; Magnoliopsida; Ericales; Ericaceae. The record is from RefSeq and is a predicted model, not a curated record. Gene Ontology annotation, molecular function: polysaccharide binding.
UGUACCAUACUUUGCAUAAAAAUCAAAGCAGUUCUACUUUAUUUUUUGCACGACCUUGACGUAAAGACUAGAGGUCCUUUGAGUUAAAGAAGCGAGAGAUAUGGAAGUACUCCACAUCAGUGUAUCAUCGACAACGAAGAACAAACUGAUGAUCUUCCUCUUCCUCUUGUUCUUCUUCCUGUUGCAGGCAGGAGUUGGAGCCCAAGCAGACGACCACGAUCGGGAUGUUGAGUGCCUGCCCAAGAGGUGCAGUGCCGAGGGCCCAGAAAUUCGGUUCCCGUUCUGGCUAAAGGAUCGUCAACCAGACCGCUGUGGCUAUGGGCCUGACUUUGCUCUAACCUGCUCUCCUACCGAAAGCAAAGAAACCCUGCUUGACAACCCAUUUUCUGUCAAGGUAGUGGUCAAAGAAAUCAAUUACUAUUGUCGGCUCAUGAGAUACGAGCUCUCCGGUACUUACGAUCCGCACGAUCAGCAAAACCUAAGCUUAAUAUUCAACAGUACCUCUCCCUUCAGUCCCUUCCAAUUGUGGCUCAACACUGUCCCUGAAUACUACAUAGUCCUUUGUCGCUCCUACUCCAGAUAUCAUAACCCUUCUUCAUAUGUUGUCCCUCCUCCAUAG